AUGCAGAACCAAGUGGCCAAAGACUCGGCAUCAACUCCGGUUGGGCCGCCUCCCCUCUCCUUCACCCAAGGACCACGAAUCACAGCAAACUAUCCCACCGUCACCGCCGCCUUCUAUCAUAAUGCAGAGACUCAGCCUGAUGUCACUGCAGGCCGCGACCUGUCGGCACCCCAGAUUCGAGAGAUCACAUACGGCGAGCUCGCUCGUCGAGCCAACCAGCUCUCCAGGAAACUGACAAAGCUUGGCGUCAGACCCGGAGAUCGUGUCCCGCUUGUCGUAAAGCGAGGCAUUGACAUGUUGGUUGGCAUUGUUGCGAUCCUGUCUUGUGGAGCGCAGUAUGUGCCCCUCGAUGGUGGUGUGGUUCCCGACUCUACGCUCCGCUUCGUCCUCGAGCAGGCCGGAGGCAAGCACGUCCUCUGCCUCAACUCGACAAAACAUCGCUUCGAGACCCUCGGGGUGCCUUGUGAGACCUUGGUGAUUGACGAAGAGCGGGAGAAGGAUCCCGAGCAUGCGCAAAUCCUGCCCUAUCAGGACUUAGCUGAGACACACCACGGCUGCUAUGUGAUCUACACUUCAGGAACUACGGGUACUCCGAAAGGGGUGGAUGUCACCCACAAGAACGUGACUAACCUGGUGUGCCUGUCGCCCGGGAAUCUGGGUAUCUCGGCCGGUACCAGAGUGGGCCAGGUACUGAAUAUCAGUUUCGACAUGGCGGCGUGGGAGAUGCUAGGUUGCCUCUGCAACGGCGGAACCCUGGUUCUUCGAGGCUCAAAAUGGGAACCCUGCAUCCGAGAGAUCCAAGUUCUGAUCUGCACACCCAGCAUCUUGGCCAAGUACGAUCCCCGGGAAUAUUCCAACAUCCGGGUUGCUGCGACCGCCGGCGAACCUAGUUCCCAGAGACUUGCCGAUCUUUGGGGAGCUCACGCAAAGUACUACAACUGCUGUGGUCCUACCGAGACAACGAUUGUCAACACCAUGCACCUCCACCAACCAGGACAGACCUUGACCAUUGGCAAGCCAACCCCCAAUAACACCGUCUAUGUUCUCGAUGAUGAAGGAAACUCUCUCGGGGUUGGUGAGCCCGGCGUUAUGUGGGCCGGUGGACAUGGCAUCUCUCGGGGAUACGUCUCCCUCCCCGAAAAAACGGCUGAGAGAUACAAACUUGAUCCUUUCGCCAAUGACGGAUCCAUGAUGUACAACACCGGAGAUCUUGGACGAUGGAGGCAAGACGGGUCGAUCGACAUCCUCGGAAGAGUCGAUGACCAGAUCAAGAUCAAGGGUUUCCGAGUCGAACUCGAUGGAGUCACCUCUUCAAUCAACUCAUGCCCCGUCGUCUCAAGGGCAACUGCCCUCCUGAUCGACAACGAGAUCCACGGCUUCGUCGCCCCCAAGGACUGCGACCUCGACACCAUCCAGGUCCACGUCCGCGCCCGUCAGCCCUACUACGCCGUCCCAACAAAAUUCCACUUCCUCGAUGCCUUGCCCCUUACUUCAAACGGCAAGGUGGAUAAGCGGGCUCUGAAGGACAUGGUCACCGAGGACACCAUCGACAAGAAGGAGCCCAACGUCACCGUCAGAGAGACCAGCUCCAAGGAGUCCCUCUCCGUGGACAGCCAGUCCACCACCGCCGACGAGAAGUCCCAGUCUUCCUCGUCCAGCUUCACCGAGAUCGACGAGAAGCUCGACCUCGACCGCGAAAUUCCCGGAAAGACCUUGGAUCGCCCCUACCGCGGCUUCGUCCACCGCAUCGCCAUCGUCUACCGCCGCCUGUUUACGAUCGUCGGGCUCUUCAACAUUGGCGCCGUCAUCGCCCUCAUCUUUGCCGGCUUCACCAGAGACUGGCUCGGUACCCUCACGGCCAUCAACCUCCUCGUCGCCGUCUUGGCACGUCAAGACUUUGUCAUCAACGCCAUGUACACCAUCACCUGCAACGUCCCCAAGUCCUGGCCCCUCAGCAUCAGGAAGCGAUGCGCAAAGAUCUUCCACUUUGGUGGCGUUCACUCGGGCGCGGCUGUCUCUGCGGGUGCUUGGCUGCUCGCGUCAAACAUCAGCUCUGAGGUUUGCCAACUGACUGAGUGUCCGAACUGGGGCCACCAAUCCAUCGCCUCCAAGGUCAUCUCUUGGUUGCUGACCGGGCUGUUCACCAUCACCAUCGCCCUGGCCUGGCCCGGAUUCAGGAAGAAGCACCACGACAUGUUCGAGAAGACCCAUCGCUUUGUAGGAUGGACUAUGCUCGGCCUCUUCUGGGCUCAGAUCGUGCUCGCUGCCAACGACGGCAAGGUCUCAUCCAUGUCUCUCGGCGAAGCCUGCGUCCGCACCCCUGGCUUCUGGAUGCUCGCCUUGGCAACCCUCAGCAUCGCGUCAUCCUGGUUCUUCCUCCGCAAGGUUCCCGUCGACGCCGAGGUCCUCUCCAACCACGCCGCCAGACUUCACUUUGACUACACCGUCCCCGUCAACGGCAGCUUCGCCCGCCUCUCCAUGAGACCUCUCCUCGAGUGGCACUCUUUCGCAACCAUCCCAGCUCCCAGGCCUGUGGGAGGACGCCCCAAGGGAUUCUCUCUGGUCGUCUCUAACGCAGGCGACUGGACCAAGAACGCCAUCCAGAAGCCCCCCACGCACAUCUGGGUGCGCGGUGUCCCGACCUGUGGUGUCAUGCGCAUUGCCACCUGCUUCAACCGCAUCGUCGUCAUCGCUACCGGCUCCGGCAUUGGUCCUCUUCUCGGCCAUAUCCAGGAGCAGAGCUGUGCGACUCAGCUCAUCUGGUCCACGCCGAAGCCCGAGCAGACUUUCGGAAAGGAGCUGCUCGAUAACAUCAAGGAGAAGAUCCCCAACGCGGUCAUCCACGACACCAAGGUGUCUGGCCGUCCUGACCUGGUCAAGAUGGGAUACAACCUGGCGAAGAGCUUUGAUGCGGAGGCUGUCAUCAUCAUUGCGAACGAGAAGAUCACCAAGAAGGUGGUCUAUGGUCUCGAGACCCGAGGUGUUCCUGCCUACGGUGCCAUUUGGGACUCUUGA
Molecule: messenger RNA, 3015 nt
Organism: Colletotrichum chrysophilum
Lineage: Eukaryota; Fungi; Ascomycota; Sordariomycetes; Glomerellales; Glomerellaceae
Exons: 7
Coding region: 1-3015 (1004 amino acids)
Source: RefSeq, a predicted model, not a curated record